Molecule: messenger RNA, 2264 nt
Organism: Pomacea canaliculata
Lineage: Eukaryota; Metazoa; Mollusca; Gastropoda; Architaenioglossa; Ampullariidae
Product: multiple epidermal growth factor-like domains protein 10
Exons: 7
Coding region: 261-935 (224 amino acids)
Source: RefSeq, a predicted model, not a curated record
GGACACGAUGACGUAGACAGGUUGAAAAUUCGCCCUUGCCCUUAUUUUGCUUCAUGCACAGUACACGCAAUGUACUAAAGAUUUCAGACAGGAAGUAGAAUGAGGUAAAAUCACAUGUGCUUGGGAUUCACAGAUUUCGCCAAACCUUUGAUCAUAUGAGACAACUGUUGUGAUAUCAGACUUAUCGUUCACAAGGUACAGGAUCUGUCAUUAGCGACUGGCCAGACAAAGGGAUAAGCAACUGUUGAUGUCGCCAUGACAUGCGGGCGUCACGAAUGGCUAAGAUGGAUGCUGUCUGCAUCUCAGUGAUUCUGGUUGCAAAUCUCGGACUGCACGUGCAAGGAGUGGAAUGUCCUUCCACUUGUCCUCCAGAAAACUGCGAUAACGUCACCGGAAACUGUGUAGUGGAGUGGAUUGCCUCCGGAGACUUGAAGCUGGUCACAGAUAAAACAGAAUGCCCGGAUGGGUUUUACGGAGACGAGUGUGGAAAGACAUGUCCUACCAACUGUCAUAAUAGCACGUGUCAGAUGGACACAGGUCAGUGCACACAUGGCUGCCUGAUUGGCUAUAAUGGAGAGGACUGCAAUACAGAAUGUUCUAAAGGCUUCUAUGGGCCCAACUGCCUACUCCCCUGCUCCACCAAUUGCCGUCAGGAAAAAUGCAACCCACAGACUGGGGUCUGUCUGGAAGGAUGCAUGGAUGGAUUCUGGGGCAGCGACUGCAGUCUGGGCGUUGAGCUGACUCGCAGUUCACAAGAAGAAAGACGUAACUUCUACAAACACCUGUCAGCCGAGAGCAAGAGUGUACUGUUGUACAUGCUAGCUUCACAGUACGAGCAUCAGCUGUCACGUGCCCAGUUCGAAAUUGAGCGUGCCGUGCAGCGCCGCAACGAGAUCCAGCACGUCCUGUCCGACCUCGAUGCGUCAAAGAAGUAGACCAAGGUGAGGUCACGUGCCCCUUCCCCUCUCCAUGCCAUGCCCUGCCCUGAGGCUGAAUUCACAAAAGGAUCGACAUUUCAUCUCAGAUAUCGAAAAAUGCCGACAGAGCAUGUUUAUAGUGGGGGCAACAAGUAACUAACGAUAGUCUUUACUCGAAAUUUCUGAGACUUCAGGUAUCAAUCUCCUCGUGCUACGCUCAUUUCCCAUCACUGUUUGUUAUAUAUUGUAUAUUAAAGGUGAUGAAAUUGUUAUUAUGAAGUUAUUAACAAUGGGAGAUGCAUUACUCUUAGUUGCGAAUCAGUAGGAGAUUGUUAUGUUAUGGAAAGGAGAUUUAUUAUUAUUAAGCAAAGACAAACAUCUCUUUAUUCUUUCUCGGCAUUUCGACUUCAAACUAUCCGGCAGGGAUUUAUGGACGUCCAUUCUGACUAUUUUUAACAGGAACGAAAUUUUGUAUAUGAAGUCUACAAAUUCUGGGUAUAAGAGGAAAAGGGAUGGCACAAUAUAUCCAUGUCAUUAUUUAUAAUACGCGUGCUGUAAUUGGCCGCUUCUUUCCUUCAUGCAUUGAAUUAAAGGAGUUUUAUCACAGUUUGUUUUACUAAAUCAUUCUUUUGUCUCUGUUAAUCUAUCUAAACACACUGAUUAAAGUAUUUCACUAAAAAAAAUUAUUCGCAAUGAUCUGUUGGGGGAAAAAAAAAAAAGGUAAGAGCAAUUACUUCCCUUUACAACAAUCCGUUGAAAGAAAUUACUUCCCUUGAUAACUACCUACCCCUGCCGAUCUUAGCCAUUUUUGAGGACAAGGAUCCGUGCUGCCGUGACAUCGACACCUAGUCAAACUUGUGUUUGUGUGUGCGUAUGUGCAUAUGUGUACAUGCGUGCGUGUCUGGGUGCAUCUUGAUCCAUGUAGACACCAGACAAAAACUGUCGUUUAUUUGUUAACUGUAUGCUGGCAAUCAUUUUAUUUUCAUUAUCUGGAUAUCAUAGAUAUCUAUGGAUAUGGUCAGUGUUAUAAGCUUUUGUGGAAUUCAUUACCAUGCUGUGCGCUGGCUAAAUUCAUUAUUGAAUGCUAAUACUUGCUUUUUUUUCAUUUUUUAAAAAAGUCUAUCUUGACUUUGAUAAAUACCUUCCAUAUCGUCAGACGUGCAUAGUUAAUAGAUGUGGGAUGCAGUUCGUCAAGACACUUAUCAUGGAAAGGUGUGUUAAAUGUUUUCAGAGGGCUGCCGGAGCUGGGACGAGGGGGAGGUGAAGAUGAGUUAAUGGGAUUCAACUGGGAUUAUUUGAAACAAUAUUACAGUUCAUGUCUUGAAAAAUAAAGGACUUGUGAACCAA